Molecule: messenger RNA, 649 nt
Organism: Fragaria vesca subsp. vesca
Lineage: Eukaryota; Viridiplantae; Streptophyta; Magnoliopsida; Rosales; Rosaceae
Product: LYR motif-containing protein 4-like
Exons: 2
Coding region: 68-349 (93 amino acids)
Biological process (GO): iron-sulfur cluster assembly
Source: RefSeq, a predicted model, not a curated record
GGGAAACUAGUUUAUAAACGAAAAACCGAGAACAGAGGUGUUCGAGUGUCCUCUCUCUAUUCCAGCGAUGACAGUAGCAGCGGCGUCAGCUCCGUCGCGAGCGGAGGUCCUCCAUCUCUACCGCUCCUUUCUCCGCGUCGCUCGGAAGUUCACAGACUACAACGUCAGGGAGUACACCAAGCGCAGAGCCGUCGACGCCUUUCACCAGAACCGGAACCUCUCCGACCCGUCGGCGAUGUCCUCCGCCUUCGCCGACGGCAAGGCGCAGCUCGAGGUCGCCACGCGCCAGGCGGUGGUGUACUCUCUCUACGCGCCCAAGCUCAAGAGCGUCAUGGAGGUUCAGAACUAGGAAAUUGAUUCAUCCACAGGUCGAGUGCAUGGAUUGAUGGACGACCUUAGGAAAGUUGUAAUGCUGAGUUUAUUUAGUCUUGAGGGGUUGAAACUUCUACGGUAUACGCCUUUAGUUUAAGUUUUGGGUUGAAGAUGUAAUUAGUUAUUGACUUUGAGUACGUUUGACGAUUGCAUUCUUCAAUGACAAAUAAUUUGCAACAUUUUCAUAUUUUAUUGAUGUUACUCUAUGUUAUUUCCUAGUUGUCAAAAUAAGAAAAAUGAUCAUCUGAAAUUGGUUUCAUAUACACAUCAAUGUGCC